GUUAUAAGAGAAGAUAACUCUUCUUUAUCAUAGGCUAACUUGAUCAUCCAGCUACAAAAUAGAUAUCAAAUUUCCGUUUGUCAAUUAAUCACUCUCGAUGAGAAUAUUGUUAAGUUUCAUUACUUGGGGUUUCUUGUUUUCGGUGCUUUUACAAGUCGAUAACAAUAUUUGUGUGCAAGCGGAGUGUUUGGAGGAUCAAAAGACUUUGUUGGUGCAACUGAAUCAAAGUCUUGUAUCUUCUUCUUCUACAUCGAAGCGUAGUUCUUGGAGUCCAGAUACCGAUUGUUGUUCUUCAUGGGAUGGUGUUACUUGUGAUACAAGUGGUCAUGUUUUAAGUUUAGACCUUAGUAAUGAAUCCAUUGAAGAUGGAGUAAAUAGUUCCAGUAGUUUAUUCAAAUUCCGGUAUCUUGAGAGAUUGAAUUUGGCAUUCAACUACUUCGGCUCUAUACCAAUUCCGGCGGGGUUUGAUAGGCUAGUCAACUUGACUUACCUCAAUUUGUCAAAUUCGGGUUUUAAUGGGCAGAUUCCAAUUUCAUUCUCGCGGAUGACAAGGUUAGUAACGUUCGAUCUUGCAACUUAUCAAUUUCCGGGAAGUAUUCCAUUCACAUUGAACAAUCCUGAUCUAAAUAUGCUUACUCGUAACUUAAAAGAACUUAGAGUACUCUCUUUAGAUGGAGUAAACAUAUCAGCACACGGUAGCAAGUGGUGUAAAGCACUGUCGAGUUCAGUACCUAAAUUGCAAGUCUUGAGUCUAUCCAACUGUUAUCUGUCAGGUCCAUUUGAUAAAUCUCUUACACAACUUCAAUCACUCUAUGAAAUACGUCUUAGCGGGAAUAAUAUAUCUGGUGAAGUACCAGAGUUCUUUAGUGAAUUCCGUAACUUGACUUUUUUAGAUUUGAGUUCUUGUGAAUUGCAUGGGAACUUCCCAGAAAGGAUUCUCAAGGUAGGAACACUUGAGAAAUUCUACCUAGCAAAUAAUGAUCAUCUUCAAGGUUCAUUACCAGAAUUUCCCAUGCAUGGACUGCUUCAAGAGUUAAUAUUGUUUAACACAAGUUUUUCUGGAGACCUACCGGAUUCCAUAGGUAACCUUAUAUUGUUAUCCCGUUUAGAUCUUUGGCAUUGUAGAUUUAAUGGAUCAAUCCCUGCUUCAGUGUCACAACUCAAACAACUUCAAUAUUUAGACCUGUCAGAGAAUAGUUUCACUGGAACACUUCCUAUGGCUUUGUUUGCCAUACCUUCACUGCAAUACAUGGAUCUUUCUGAGAAUCAAUUCACUGGUCAACUUGGUGAGUUUUUCAAUGGAUCUUUAUCUUCUCUAGAGACCCUUGAUUUGAGUAUGAAUAAGCUGCAGGGACCUAUUCCAGCAACGUUGUUUGAACUAUCUAAACUUGACACUCUUGCACUUUCUUCAAAUAAUUUCAAUGGCAUAGUGAAUUUGGAUGCACUUUUCAGUAAGUUGAAUAAUCUUACAGAUCUCGACCUCUCGAACAACAGAUUGUCAGUAAUCAGUUCUAGUUCAAAUCCUGCAUUAUUUCUCCAGAUUGGUUUUUUGGCAUUAAGUUCAUGUAACCUGACAAAAAUCCCAAGUCUCUUGAAAAACACAGAACUGACCACCCUAGAUCUUUCAAACAAUCAAAUUCAAGGAAAAAUACCCAACUGGAUUUGGGAAAUCGGUGAUGGGAGUCUCGAUAGCUUAAAUCUUUCUCGCAACCUUUUGGAGGAUCCUGAUCGGCCCUUUCCUGCCAAUAGUUUCACAUCGAUAAAAUACAUUGACCUCCAUUCCAACAUGCUUCAAGGAAAGAACCCAAUCUUGCCACCAUCAGCCUUAUUCUUGGAUUACUCAUCAAACAACCUUACUUCAAUAAUCCCAAAUGCUUCAUCUUAUCUAUCAAAUGCUAUGUUUUUCUCUCUUUCGAACAAUCAAAUUAAUGGAGAAAUACCUGCGUCAAUAUGUGAAGCUAGUCUUGAAGUUCUUGAUCUGUCAUUUAACAACUUGAGCGGACCAGUACCUCCAUGUCUAAAGUCCAUGGCAAGACUCAGAGUUCUAAAUCUAAGAAGAAACAGCUUAAGCGGCCAGAUACCCCAUGUAUGGCGUUCACAAGGAAGUAUACCCCCAGACGAUUUUAAUUCUUAUCCAGAGUCUUGUGAUUUGAGGACAUUCAAUCUCAACGAAAACAAAUUUGAAGGGCAGCUACCAAGCUCUCUUGCCAAUUGUACCAUGCUAGAGGUUCUAGAUGUUGGAAAUAAUCAGUUAACCGGUGGUUUUCCUUCUUGGUUAGGAUCGAUGCCCGAGCUACGUGUUCUUGUGUUGCAAAACAAUAGAUUUCAAGGUCCUUUGGGGAAUGGUGGAACUGUGUGUAACUUGGCAAUGUUACAAAUUAUAGACAUUUCUUCUAAUAAAUUUUCGGGUAAUCUGCCCAAAGAAUGCUUUUCCAGUUGGAAGACUAUGAUGGUAGACGAACAAGAAGCAGCACGGAACCACAGGGAUCAAAUAAUAGGAUUUGGAUUUGCAUUCACUGACAAUAAUUACCAACAGGCAGUGACGGUUACAAGCAAAGGACAAGACAUGGACCUGGUAAAGAUCUUAAUAAUUUUCACUAGCAUUGACUUCUCCAACAAUAAUUUUGAAGGGGAGAUACCGGAUAUAAUUGGAAAUUUUACGUCGCUCAACGUUCUUAAUUUCUCAAGCAAUGCUUUCGAAGGAAAAAUUCCAUCAACUUUGGGAAAACUUAAAAAUCUGGAGUCAUUAGACCUCUCGUCAAAUAAGCUGUCAGGAGAGAUUCCUUACGAAUUAGCAGGUUUAUCAUUCCUUGCAGUCUUGAACCUCUCCUUCAACAAACUAGUUGGAAGAAUCCCACCAGGUAGUCAGUUUCAAACUUACCAGGCAAGUUCUUUUGAAGGAAAUGACGGGUUAUGUGGUUCUCCCCUAUUGAAAAACUGCAGCAGUACUGAGGAGGCACCACAAGAUGUCUUAACUUCUGAUAACGAACCCGACUGGAUAUUACUUGCCGUGACUUUUUCGGGAUGUCUGAUGGGUAUAGGUAUGGUUGUUGGACCUCAGUGUUUUUGGAAGAAAGGGAGAAAGUACGCUGAUAAACUUGUCAACAAAAUCAUUACAAUGAAAUGUUUCGCAUGUAUUUAUAAAUUUCCUCGUAAGAGAAAAUGAAUGCAGCAAUAAUUAUGACUGAAUGUAAAAA
Messenger RNA from Papaver somniferum (opium poppy), 3197 nucleotides. Its product is annotated as receptor-like protein 33. Gene Ontology annotation, molecular function: protein binding. The record is from RefSeq and is a predicted model, not a curated record. The coding region runs from base 98 to 3166 and encodes 1022 amino acids. NCBI's taxonomy places the organism in Eukaryota, Viridiplantae, Streptophyta, Magnoliopsida, Ranunculales, Papaveraceae. The transcript has a single exon.